Lizanozyma spartinae is the source of this 1050-nucleotide messenger RNA. It is a transcript of the gene UNG1, whose product is annotated as uracil-DNA glycosylase. The record is from RefSeq and is a predicted model, not a curated record. Gene Ontology annotation, molecular function: uracil DNA N-glycosylase activity. Gene Ontology annotation, cellular component: nucleus; mitochondrion. The transcript has a single exon. Gene Ontology annotation, biological process: base-excision repair; base-excision repair, AP site formation via deaminated base removal. Bases 1 to 1050 code for a protein of 349 amino acids. Lineage: Eukaryota; Fungi; Ascomycota; Pichiomycetes; Serinales; Debaryomycetaceae.
AUGACAGUAUCUAAAAGAAUACUUGAUAGUGCUAUUGAUGGUGGUAGCAAAAAGCCACGUUUAAUCACAGACUUCUUUGCUAGGUCGAAAGAAAAGACAAAAAGUAAUACCACUGAAAGUAGUAUUAAAAGUAGUACUACUGAAUACAAUACCGAAAGUGCUACCACUGACAAUAAUACGACUAAAAGUACGACUAAAAGUGAUUCUGACUCUGACUACAACGAUUUUUGUGCUAAACACAAUUUCAAUAAAGAAGAAUGGAUUAAUCUGCUCAGUGAAGAAGAGCGGUCACUUUUAAGUACGGAAAUAGACCAUCUUCAUAUUAGUUGGCUAGUGUUUCUUCACAAGAGGAUCAGAACACCUCAAUUCCUUGAACUUAAACGGUUUCUAGCUCAUCAGAAACAAGCCAAAAUCACUGUGUUCCCACCUGAAAAUCAAAUCUACUCUUGGUCUCAUUAUACUCCCGUUGACAAAGUCAAAUGCUUAGUUUUGGGCCAAGAUCCUUACCAUAACUUCAACCAAGCUCACGGGUUAGCAUUCUCAGUCUUGGAACCCACAAGACCUCCACCAUCAUUACUUAACAUUUAUAAGACCAUUAAAAUCGACUACCCGCAGUUUGUUAUACCUGAUUACAAGACCAUCCCGGGAGGAGGAGGCGGUAACUUAACCCAAUGGGCCAAGAGAGGUGUGCUCAUGUUAAACGCCUGCUUAACUGUGGAAGCCCAUAAGGCCAAUAGCCAUGCUGGGAAAGGAUGGGAGUCUUUUACUGAAGACGUGAUUAAAACGGCCAUUGAGUUUCAUCAAGAUCGUCAGGGGUUCGUUAUUAUGGCUUGGGGGUCUCCAGCACAAAAGAGAGUAGGUAACUUCCAACGUCAAUUGAAUGCCAACCCUAAUAAGUUCUUGGUGCUCAAAAGUGUCCAUCCUUCACCUUUAAGUGCCAGCAGAGGGUUCUUUACGCUGAAGGUGUUUAUACGUUGCAAUGAGUGGCUUGAGAAACAGAAAAAGAGUAAAAUUGACUGGGGUUUAAUGGAGGGGAAUGUUGUAGAGUAA